AUGCCCAGUCCUAUAAGCACCAAAAACUUCCCCCAGACCACCUCACAGGCCCUUCCGCACGACAACGCCGCCGUCCACUCGCCGCCGGCCCAUGACGAGUCCAUGCAAUACCACAAGGGCUUCUUCAAGACCACCCCCUGGAUAGGCCUGGUCGGUAUCAUGGGGACGGGGCUGACCGUCGCCGCCAUCGUCAUCGUCCUGCUCUCGGCCGACGGAAAGGCCACCGACGCCUGGCCGACAGAGACAACCCAGAUCCCGCUGUCCGUGAUCCUGGCCAUCCUGAUCGGCGUGGGAAACGCCGCGCUGACCAUGGCCUACCGCGAGGGCGUGACAGUGGCCUGGUGGGUGCGCAUGAUCAAGGGGACCAGCCUCUACGACAGCCACCGGUACUGGCAGCACGGAUCGAGCGCGUUCGAGGCUAUCAAGGGCCUGCGCCAUCUCAGCAAGGUCACCCUCGUGUCCAUCACGCUGCUGCUGCUCAUCGUCGACGGGCCCCUGCUCCAGCGCGCCGCCGGCAUCACCACCGUCACCGAGACGGCGCCCGCCACCUUCAAGGCCGCCGUGUCGGACGCCAAGAUCAGCCAGCCGACGGCGUACUACAUGACGCGUGCGCGCUCCGUCAACUCCCUGUCCGGCAACUUCUCGCAGGUCGUCAUGGCCUACAGCAACAACGAGCCCAUCUCCCUCGAUCUCCAAGGCUGCAAGGGGUCCUGUACGGGCACCCUCGUCGCCGCCGGUUUCGAUGUCAGCUGCAAGACAAAAGACACAGAGUACAGUCUGGAGGACAUGCAGGGCGGCGACAGGGUCACCGUGGGCACCAUCAGCGUGAAGGCCGACGGCAUCGGCUCACCAGGCAUCCUCAACAUCUCCACCGCCUACAAGCCCUCCACCGACAAGAAGGGCAACCUCGUCACCACCAACUGCACCCUCCACAGCGCCCAGGUCGAGUACCCGUUCCAGUACGCGAACGGGACUCUGACACUCGAGGGGACCAUCUCUUCCGUCGACGACAUCGCCAACCGCACCACGGCGCUGACGUACUAUGACCCCGAGGCCGCUGGCAUGACCAGGUUCCCGUCCACACUGGGCGGCAUCGCCUACGCCAUCGACAGCAUCUACGCCAGCGACGUCGACCUCUACAACUCGGGCUCCCUGGCCAUUAUGGGCACGGGGCCCAUGCAGUACACCUACAUGAACUCGUCCGACGACUCCCUGGGGACGGCCGACGUGACCUGGACCGAUCCCACACCGGCUGUCCUCGAGGCGAUCCGCGAGCUGACCUUUCGCACCGCCCUCGCCUUCUCCGACUCGUCCGCCGAGCAGUCCAUCGACGGCAGCCAGCUGCGCACCACGACAAAGUACGCCCUCCACGUCGAGUGGAUGGCCGGCGCGCUGGCCAUCCUGGUCCUCGGCGAGCUGGCCGUCUUCUUCCUCUACAGCGGCUUCUGGCUUCUGGGACGUCCCGUCUCCAUGAGCCCGCUUGAGACGGCCACGGCUUUCCAGGCCCCCCUCACGGCGCACGCCGACUCCAACGCGGACGGGAACGAGCUCGCCAAGCGGCUGGGUGACCAAAGCGUCCGGUAUGAGGUCGUACAUCGGCAAAACGGACACCGGCGACGGGCCAUUGUGCUUGCGCACAAGAUGCGGUGA
This is a messenger RNA of Emericellopsis atlantica, 1650 nucleotides long. RefSeq lists its product as uncharacterized. The record is from RefSeq and is a predicted model, not a curated record. The transcript has a single exon. Bases 1 to 1650 code for a protein of 549 amino acids. Lineage: Eukaryota; Fungi; Ascomycota; Sordariomycetes; Hypocreales; Bionectriaceae.